AUGAGAAAGGUGAACACAUCCCGCUCAGAGGAGGGCGAGCAGCACACAGAAGAAGAGGAGGAUAACGACAAGAAGAACGAGUCAAGCAGAUCUGGAGCUGCGAGGGAAGUUCGGCUGGAUCUUCAAGGAUCUGAGCUGUGGAAGACCUUUCAUGAGAUCGGCACAGAGAUGAUCAUCACCAGAGCUGGGAGGAGAAUGUUCCCCUCGGUCCGAGUCAAGGUGCGCAAUCUGGAUCCUGACCAGCAAUACUCCAUUGCUAUGGACAUCAUGCCUGUGGACUCAAAGAGAUACAGGUAUGUGUACCACAGCUCUCAGUGGAUGGUGGCUGGAAACACGGAUCAUUCCUGUGUUCCUCCUCAUCUGUGUGUCCACCCGGACUCGCCGUCUUCAGGACAGACCUGGAUGAGACAGAUCAUCAGCUUUGAUCAUCUCAAACUCACCAACAAUGAGAUGGAUGACCGAGGCCAUAUCAUCCUGAAGUCCAGGCACAAGUACUACAGGCCAACAAUACACUUCAUACACCACGAGUCCCCUCCAGACUAUGGUGUCUCUUAUAAAAAAUAUAUAUAUCCUUCCUUCUUUCCAAAGUGUUUGAGUGACAGUGUAUUUUCUGGUGUUUUUAAGAUAACAAAACUGAAGAUCGACAGGAAUCCUUUUGCCAAGGGCUUCAGGGAACGAAAUGGAGGCGUGCUGCAUGGGAUGCUGGAGUCGUACUCGUGGCACAGUCCCUUUGACCUCGACUUCAAAUCUCUUGCUAUGGCGCUACAAGGCAAAAAACCUUGUUUAAAUAAAUAUUUAAAUCUGUUAUUAUUUUAGCUCAAAUGUUUCUGUUUUCCAU
This is a messenger RNA of Cyprinus carpio (common carp), 838 nucleotides long. Its product is annotated as T-box transcription factor TBX22-like. NCBI's taxonomy places the organism in Eukaryota, Metazoa, Chordata, Actinopteri, Cypriniformes, Cyprinidae. The record is from RefSeq and is a predicted model, not a curated record. Gene Ontology annotation, cellular component: nucleus. Gene Ontology annotation, molecular function: DNA-binding transcription factor activity, RNA polymerase II-specific; RNA polymerase II cis-regulatory region sequence-specific DNA binding. Gene Ontology annotation, biological process: regulation of transcription by RNA polymerase II; positive regulation of DNA-templated transcription; cell fate specification.